This is a messenger RNA of Artibeus jamaicensis (Jamaican fruit-eating bat), 452 nucleotides long. RefSeq names its product colipase like 2 (gene CLPSL2). Gene Ontology annotation, molecular function: enzyme activator activity. Gene Ontology annotation, biological process: response to food; digestion; lipid catabolic process. Gene Ontology annotation, cellular component: extracellular region. The transcript is spliced from 3 exons. Lineage: Eukaryota; Metazoa; Chordata; Mammalia; Chiroptera; Phyllostomidae. Bases 51 to 353 code for a protein of 100 amino acids. The record is from RefSeq and is a predicted model, not a curated record.
GAUUUGUCCCGAGCCCUGUGCCGCCCACCACACCGCUGCAGCCCAAGGCCAUGGCCACAGCCUUCGCACUCUUUGCCGGGGUCCUGCUCCCCUGCUGGGGUGCCUUCCCGCAGUUUAAAAGGGAGGUGACGAAGAUGAACGGGGCUUGGUGCUCCCACCACUCUGAGUGCUCCAGUGAUUGCUGCCUCAUGAACUUGGACUACGGUGGCACCUUCUGUGCCCCCAAGGCCAGAAGGACCAUGGUGUGCUUGCCUCAGACCAAGGGAGCCACCAACAUCAUAUGUCCCUGCCAGCUGGGCCUGGCUUGCGUAUCCAAGGACCUGAACUGUCCCCGCCGGUGCCAUUUGAUUUAGAGGAGGAUGUGGGCUCUUCACCGCCAUCCUCCCUGGGGCCAGGGGCCUGGGGAGUCCCCACCUUGUUCAAAAUCCAGCUCCUGAAACAUUAAAGUCACU